Molecule: messenger RNA, 705 nt
Organism: Ustilaginoidea virens
Lineage: Eukaryota; Fungi; Ascomycota; Sordariomycetes; Hypocreales; Clavicipitaceae
Exons: 2
Coding region: 1-705 (234 amino acids)
Source: RefSeq, a predicted model, not a curated record
AUGGACGUGACGCCGCUCAGAGUCGCCGCUCUCGUUCUUAAUCAUCAUGGUAUUCCGAUAUGCACUAUCGGAGAGCUUGCGCUGAAUUAUUACAACGUUCCCCGCGUCUGUCAUGAUGUUGAGAUAUGCAUUUCCGAGUCGACCAGCUCGGCGGCAGCAGACGUGCUUUGCUGCACUGGGCUUUUCGAGAUGCAUGAGAUGGACCCCGAUUUUAACAAUUAUACAGAGUAUAAGCGUGGUGUUCCUCGCGUACGGACUACGGCCUGGUGCCAACCACAAUCUCUCGUCAUAUUUCAGGCCUCCGUUUUUGGCCUCGAUCCGGUAAAGGAUGCCCUGCUACCGCCUAGUUUCUGUGGAAAACAUGUUUAUAUUAGCAAAGAAAUGGAACUCCUUCGGGAAGAUAUCGCCAACUUGCAUCUGCCCAAGCUAGCGCCGCUGCUCAAAGGCAUGGCCCGGAGGUUCUUGGAUACAAGGGAUGACCCGGCCAUGAUGGCCGUCGAGCAGCUCGUUGAUGGAAUGGAUCUCGACGAAACUUGGGCGGUCAGCCAGCUCGGCGAUUCUGACCCCGCUGUUCUAGACCUCAUUUUGCGCCAAGUCAAGGGAAAGAAGUGGAGAAUAGACUAUUUCUCGGAGAAUGAGAUCACUUGCUUCGUUUCAAGUCGGGAGGAGGCUGGGAAGCUACGGUUAAUACCGGGUUAUAUAUGA